Amorphotheca resinae ATCC 22711 is the source of this 393-nucleotide messenger RNA. RefSeq lists its product as hypothetical. The transcript has a single exon. NCBI's taxonomy places the organism in Eukaryota, Fungi, Ascomycota, Leotiomycetes, Helotiales, Amorphothecaceae. The coding region runs from base 1 to 393 and encodes 130 amino acids. The record is from RefSeq and is a predicted model, not a curated record.
AUGAGUGUACACUCGCCGUUAACCCUCAGGAAGCUUCACCUCUACAAUGGCCGGAAUCCCCCCGAGAUCCGUGAAACGAAAUAUGCGAUGACUGAGUACAUCAAGACGGAGCCCGAGGCCCAGUACGAAGUGAUGAGCCACUACGCCCGCCCUGGCUACACCGGCCACCGCGCAACGUGCCGCCGCGUCGUCUACCUCGAAACCUACCAUCUCCCGCCGACCACCAAAGAGCACGUCUUCUGGCACGGCCGCGGGCCGUUCCCAGCGGAAUUCUGCCAGCUAGUGUGCCGCGGACAUGGUGGCGACAGGGCUGAACAGGAGUUGAGGUUCAUGUGUCCGGAGUACAUGGAAGGGAUUGAAAAGCAGAUCACGGUCCUGAGCAGCGACUGGUAG